AUUUUAUUUCCCCAUUUCAGAUAACGGCAGUAAAGCAAGAGUCAGCAGGCCAGGCAAGGCCAAUGAUGCUUUAUAAUUCUGAUACAAAUUUAGAGAUAAAAUGUCAUCAAAAGCAGUCCUUCCACCAAGUCGGCUCAGGAGAUCAUCCCCAGAGGCUACAGUUCACCUUCUGCAGAAGAAGCUGGAUGUCGCCGAAAAGGAGACGGUUGGCCUUGUUCAUAGGCUGGCUGAGCUGGGUUUCACUGGUUCUAGCAGAGUGAAAGGCGGAGGUGGAGAAAAGAAAGGCGAUUCACUGAUCAAUUCACCUGAGCCUAUCCAGCCUUUCAUUCCCAGGUCGGCUGAAACGGAGGUGCUUCAUAAGAAUUACCAGACUCUUGUUGCAAGGUUGUGCCGAAAUGAGAGUCAGAUUCAGACGCUUCGACUUAACUUUUGUUCUAUGCAGACUGCCAAAGACCUGGCCAAGAAAGAAGCGGGGACAUUGAAAGAGCAGGUUGAUGUACUGGCAGAGACCCACCAUGCUGAAGUGGGCCGACUGGAGGCAGAGCUAGAGAAGGCCAAGAAGGAGUGUAGCGACCUGGCCGUUGCAAGAAAAGCCUCAGAAGAAGAAGCCAGGAGACUCCAGGCUGCCUUGAAAGAUGCCACAUUUACCAAGUCAGACUUCUCUGUUGGAUAUGAAGACAUUCAAAUUGCAAAACAAAAACUUGCAAAGAGAGUCAAUGAGUUGAGAGAAGAAUUAGGACGAGAGGUGAGUCUCCGUGGAAGCUUGGAAGAGUCACAUGCUACACUACUACAAAGAAUAUGUGAUACAGAAUCUAUACUAGAAAAUGAGAGAAGAGAGGUACAGUCUUUAAAUGAAAACUGCAUCGAGCUACGACAUGAGGGUGCAAGAUUACUGGAAGAGAAAAAUCAGGAAAGCGCAAGAAGGAAAGCUAUAGAAGAGGCUCUGAAUAUGCUAAAAUCUGAACUAGCAUCCAAAGAUGGAAAAAUAGGAGAGCUACUAGAACAGAAUAAGGUGUUGGCAUCAUCUCUUGCCGCCUCUAAGAAGACAUCCAGUGAUCUACACUCAGAGGUAGAAAAGCAAGCCAAGUUGGUCAUAGAUACACAGACAUUACUUGUCCAAGUUCAAUCAGAAAGGGAGAGCUUACAGGAGAUAGCCCAGAAAAAUACACCUCAGCUUUCUCAGGAAGAGCUAUCCAUUGUUGCUGACUUGGAAUCGAGAAUAAACCUUCUUGAAAAACAGAAGCAGGAAUAUGAAUCCCGAAAUACUCAGGAAAGAAACAGCAAACAAAAUGUGCAGAGUUCCAGCUCAAGGUUAGAGGAGCAGCUGAUCUCGGUCAAGCUGAAACUGAGUGAGCAAGAAACCAAACAUCAAAACGAGGUGGCCACUUUGGAACAUGCUGUCAGUCUCUUAAAAGAUGAACUGACUGUAGCACAAAGAGAAAAGGAAGCUGUACUGAAAUCAAAGGACUCGCUAAUGGAUGAGGUGAAUCAAGCAGUUGAUAGUAUGGCAGAAGAAAGGCGAUCAGUUCAAGAGAAGAUCAUGCAAGCCCAGGCUGAGAUAACAAAUUUGACAAGACACAAAGACGCUACAGAGCAAGACAAUACACAACUGAGAGAGAGGAUAGCAAUCCUUGAACAACAUCAGUCUGCCCAUCAGAAAGUGGAAUCAACCAUCACUGAGUUGCUAGACAGUAAGAACAGGUUAGCCUAUGAGAAGGGGCAACUCCAAAAUAGGGUAGAACAACUUCAGAGGGACAUGCGAAGUAUGGAAAAUGUUCAUGCAGAUGCGAGUAAGCUGAAAAAUAUCAACAGUGAUCUGGAGGCAAAGCUGAGGGAGGCAAAGCGUGAACUAACUGAAGCAAAGCAGAACUUUCAGCAUGUGGAGAAUGUUUUGAAACAGGAGCAAGCCAAUGCAGGCAGAAAAGAAGAGGAUUUUAGACUUGCAAUUCAAGCUAGAGAUACUGCAUUAAAAGAUGCAGAGAAAGUCAGAGGAGAACUUGAAGCCAUCAAGCUCAGAGAAAAGCAGAAGACAACCACCCUUCAGAAGAACCUCUGUGAAGCCAGGAGCGAUCACAGCAAAAUGGCCACCACGCUUGAAACCAUCAUGACAUCACAUGGUCAGCUUCAGGUUGUCGUGGAAACCUUCCAAACGGAGAUGGGUCAGAGGGAUCAUGAGCUAGCUGCUCUCAGACAAGAAAGACAAAGUCACAAAAGAUCCAUGGAGAAGAUGCAGAGGGAGGUCACUAGAUUACAGGAACAACUCACUGCCAUGGAGACAGCUGACUCUAACCAGCUCGCAAGCUUGAACGUCGACCUCACCAAAGCUGCCCAGUCCCAAACCAAAAUGGCCACCAGAUUACAAGAGGCCUUAGCAACCAUCUCCAAGCAACAGGUUGCUAUGGAAGCUCUUCAGGGUCAAUUAGACAAAAGAGCUGCCCAAUAUCAGAUCCUCUCAGAUACAAGACAACAUGAAAAAGACGAGUCCCAUCAGAUUAAAGAAGAACUGGCAGGAAAGAUUGAGUCACUCAAACAACAGCUGAGAACAACCCGAGACAGCAAUCAUAAGAAACUCACCCUUGAGUUGACGGAACUCAGACAAACUCAUACAGACUCAAAAUCUAAAGCCGAGAAGCUUGCUAAAGAAAAUAAAGAACUCCUAGGAAAACUAGAGGACCUGGAGCAGAAGCACUCCAAGCUCAAAAUUAGACUUGCCAGUCAGAAGACUCAGUUGGAUCAAUCCAGGAACACACAACGGGCCAACAAGGAUCUAGAAUCCAAGCUGCUCCAGAUCCAGGACCAGCUUAAAGAGAUGGAACAGACCAAGACCGAGUACGCCACCAAGAAUCGGGACCAGUCCAGGACCAUUGCGAGCUUCAUGGAUCAGAUGUCGGGGCUUCAAAGGGAACUGGAGAGUCUCUCUGAGAUACAGAAAGAAGAAUCUGAUCAGUCAAGGGAUAAAGUUCUGAAGUUGGAGAAGGAUGCUGAGAAAGCUAUUCGUAUCCAGAAAGAAAACGCAAAACUAAAGAAACAGCUGAGGGAAAUGGAGGAAAAGAAGUUCGCUGCGGAGGAAAAACUUGCUGAAGCCAGCAAUGAAUCCCUCCAGAUUUCCAACCACCUCCAGGAGGCCCAUAACUGGUUCCAGUCUCGGUAUAGCAGUCUUCAGAAAGCUCUCAGCGAGACAAAAAAGAAGCAAGCCCUGCUGGAACAGACAGCUGCGGAACAACAGAGGGAGCUCUCCCAAGAGAGGCUGAAGUCUGAGGCUCAGACCAAGAAAGCUGAAGAGAUGAUCAGGGCCAGUCGUCAAGCUCUUAACCAAUUAGCCAACCAAGCGGAGGUAGACCAACUGGAGACCAGGACACAGAUGCACAAUCUUGCCAUGCGGGUACAAGCAGAGAGGGAUCAUGCUACGUAUGCUGAUCAAAAGAUGCAGAAAUUACUGAAUACCAGUGCUGAAUUAGUAGAAGAUCUUGCUCUUGAGUUGGACCGAUCCUACAGCAGUAUGCGGCCUUGAGUUGGACUGGUCCUACAUCAGCAUGUGGCCUUGAGUUGGACUGGUCCUACAUCAUUAUGCAGCCUUGAGUUGGACUGGUCUUACAACAGUAUGUGGCCUUGAGUUGGACUGGUUCUACAUCAUUAUGCGGCCUUGAGUUGGACUGGUCCUACAACAUUAUGCGGCCUUGAGUUGGACUGGUCCUACAACAGUAUGCGGCCUUGAGUUGGACUGGUCUUACAACAGUAUGUGGCCUUGAGUUGGACUGGUUCUACAUCAUUAUGCGGCCUUGAGUUGGACUGGUCCUACAACAGUAUGCGGCCUUGAGUUGGACUGGUCCUACAACAGUAUGCGGCCUUGAAAUGGACUGGUCUUACAACAGUAUGCGGCCUUGAGUUGGACUGGUCCUACAACAGUAUGUGGCCUUGAGUUGGACUGGUUCUACAAAAGUAUGCAGCCUUGAGUUGGACUGGUUCUAAAACAGUAUGCGGCCUUGAGUUGGACUGGUUCUACAUCAUUAUGCGGCCUUGAGGUGGACUGGUCCUAUAACACUAUGUGGCCUUGAGUUGGACUGGUCCUACAACAGUAUGCGGCCUUGAUUUGAAGUGGUCGUACAGCAGUAUGGGCCUUGAGUUGGACUGGUCAUACAACAGUAUGCUGUCUCGAGUUGGACUGGUCCAACAGCAAUUUUCAGUCGUGAGUUGGACGGGUUCUACAACAGAAUGCGCCCUUGAAUUUGACCAGUCCUACAGGAAUAUGCGGUCUUGAGUUGGACUGGCCCAAUAGCUGUAUGCAGCUCUGAGUUAGACCGGUUCUAUAGCUGUAUGCGAACUUGAGUUCAGCCCGUCCCACAACAUUAUGCGGCCAUGAUGAUAUUCCUAUCAUUGUACCUCAUGCCUCAUAUUCUAAAAAAUGGUAAAAAUACCAUAGUUACAGUUAAAAACCAAAGUGAAAAAUUUGCUUGGAAUGUUGCUUGUAAUGUGUGGAUUUCUCAUAUAUGUGUACCAUUUUGCAGCUGUGCAAAGCCUUUAUUUUGGUGCUCUGAUGUGGUUGAUGUGAAGAGAAUGCUGCCAUCAUUUGCAUAAGUUCAAUAUCUCUCUUUCAAAUGCAAUAGCUCAAAUUGAUUCAUGCGGAAUAAUCUAAUGGCUAAUGCUGAAGCCAGUUUGAAUUACAAAGACUCAAGUAAAUUAUUGAAUAAUUAGAUAAAUCAAUUAGUAAUAAAUCUGUGAAUUAGUGAGUGAAUACAUAGAUGAAUAAAUGAUAAAUAAAUUAAUGAAAGAUGGAAAGAAAAGUUGAUGCAUGGAUGGAUGAUUGCAUGCAUGGAUCCAUGAAUGAAUGAAAUGUUGAAAUAGAGACAAUACUUGAAAUACAAAUUUAUAGAUAAAUUAUUUAUUUAUGUAAAUUGUUUUAUUGUGCCAAAUCAACUUACUAUGCAUCAUAUGAUUAAUAUGCCAUACACCACCUAAAAUUAAUAUUCUCCAUAUUCAUGGAUCUUUAAGAAUUGUUUAUCUUUUCGCAGCUGUUUUCCCCCUUAAAUAUUAUUGCCCACUUUAAUUCAGAGUUUAUUGUAUAAUGCUGACCCCAGAUUUGUGAAAAAGAACUGGAAAUUACUGUAGUGAAAUAACAUUAGUGGAGCCAGCUAAACUCACUGUCCCAGGAAAAGACACCUUGCCCUCUUUGGCCAUUAAUAUAGUGCUUUAUACAAUGGCCCGUAUUCUGAACUCGUGUGUAAAUUAAACCUUGGUUUAAAGUUACGGUUUAAGUAUGGAGAGCUAAAUGGCGCACAAAUCACUAACAAUACACAUCCAAUUUAAUAACUUAAAAUCUGUUCAUAAUUGUUCAUAAUUGUCUGGGAAUGAUAACUGAAGUAUUUUUCUUCAUUACAAAAGCAAAAGAAAGCGAA
Messenger RNA from Lytechinus variegatus (green sea urchin), 5393 nucleotides. It is a transcript of the gene ccdc150, whose product is annotated as coiled-coil domain-containing protein 150-like. Bases 101 to 3511 code for a protein of 1136 amino acids. The record is from RefSeq and is a predicted model, not a curated record. NCBI's taxonomy places the organism in Eukaryota, Metazoa, Echinodermata, Echinoidea, Temnopleuroida, Toxopneustidae. The transcript has 26 exons.